UUGGUUAAUUAACCGAAAGUGAUAAAGUGUAGUGAAUACAAUGGCAGGGAAACUUUCAGGAAUAUCUGCAGUUAUUGCUUCAUACAACGACGCACCCAAAUACGUGAAGGCCAAAUCGGAAGAACUAGCAAUCGCAGGACUGCACUACACAGGGAACAGCGACAAAGUACGGUGCGAAAGCUGUGGAGUAGUUCUGAAUGCGGGAAGUAAUUACAACUUAUGGAAUGCGCAUAUUCGGAAUUCGCCGAACUGUUUAUACGUGCAGUUGAUCCAGAAGUAUAUAACCCGGGACCCCAUUGUUCAGGCAGAACCAAAAGUGAAAACACAAACCCUAACUGAAGCACUAUCCUCUGUUGUAGCAUCGUAUGAAAAUGCGCCCAAAGUACUAAAGUCGAGAGCAGGAAGAUUCGCUAUGGCAGGUUUUCGAUACACAGGGCAAAAGGAUCAAGUGCAAUGUCAAAGCUGUGGUAAGGCAUAUAGCAAAUUCACUGAACAAAUUGAUCCCUGGCAGUUCCAUUCAGAGAACCAGCCUGAAUGCAAGCAUGUUCAACUUAUCAAGGAGUACGCACUCUUAAAUGGCUCGUAUCGUCAGGAUUUACCGUCAAUGCUGGCGUCAUUUGACAGUGCACCUGACCAUCUAAAAAGACGGGCAGCGGAGUAUGCCAUGGCAGGUUUCUUCUAUUCAGGUCGGGCGGAUGAAAUUCGUUGUUAUAGUUGCAAUUUGACAUUGUCAAAGCUUAAUGAAUUCUCAAAUCCCUGGAGAUCUCACUAUGAAUUUAAUUCUAAAUGUGAAUAUAUAACGCUAAUUAAAAAGUCCGGAAUAAUUGAAACUAUAUGUAGACAAGAUUUACUCACAAAUCUGCAGUCUUACGAAAAAGCUCCUCCUGCAUUAAAGAGUAGAGCGAGGAGGUUUGCAUUAGCAGGAUUCAUUUACACUGGAAAAAGUGACGAGGUAUUGUGCCGUACUUGUGACUCACAGUAUUCCAAAUGGGACUUGGGUACGGAUCCGUGGCUAACUCAUACCCAGCGAAAUCCUGAAUGUGAUUAUGUAAAAAUUUUACGGAAAUAUGAAAUAAUGGAUAUUACAGAUCAGGACUUGUGCAGCAAAAUUGAGUCUUUCGAAUUUGCACCAAAUAAUCUGCGCCAGGCAAGAGUAGAAUUCGCUCAGGCGGGUUUUUUUUAUACGGGACAAGGCGACCAUGUGAAAUGCUAUUCUUGUGGUUUAGGAAAGCAUAAUUUCAGAGGACCACUGAACCCUUAUAUAACGCACUUCAAAAGUUCACCAGAAUGCAGAUAUCUGAAGCUUUUACAAAAAUACGGAAUUGUGGUCAGUGAAAGUGAAAGCAGCAAAAUCAAGAGUUCCAUGAACACCCGACUAACAUCUUCAGGUGCAUCAUCUGGUAAUGGAGCAACCAGUGGACAGUGCUCAAUGCCAAGGCAGUCGACACCUUCAACGGAAAACAACCAAUGCACCAUAUGCAUGGUGAAUAAUCGGGACUUGGUGCUGAUUCCAUGUGGACAUAUUGUGGUAUGUAGCUCAUGCGGAGCUAAAAUUAACCAAUGUCCUAUUUGUCGAAAGCAGAUUGAACGCUCCUUGAAAAUUUUCUACUCGUGAGCAAUUUCUAAUAUAAAUAAAUAACCACUUUUGUAUCAAAAAUAAAUCUUAUUCGCAAUAAAGACUUUUUGCCUC
Messenger RNA from Hermetia illucens (black soldier fly), 1690 nucleotides. Its product is annotated as baculoviral IAP repeat-containing protein 7-like. Gene Ontology annotation, cellular component: nucleus; cytoplasm. The transcript has a single exon. The record is from RefSeq and is a predicted model, not a curated record. Bases 41 to 1615 code for a protein of 524 amino acids. NCBI's taxonomy places the organism in Eukaryota, Metazoa, Arthropoda, Insecta, Diptera, Stratiomyidae.